CCCCUUCCCACAGAGAGCCGGGUCAUGAACAGCUGUGUCCAGGCCAGGAGGACGUGCCAGGCUGAUCCCACUUGCAAGGCUGCCUACCACCGCCUGGAUGCCUGCACCUCUAGCAUAAGCACCCCACUGCCCUCAGAGGAGCCUUCCGUCCCUGCGAAUUGCCUAAAGGCAGCACAACAACUCAGGAACAGCUCUCUGAAAGGCUGCACAUGCCACCGUCGCAUGAAGAACCAGGCUACCUGCCUGGAUAUCUACUGGACCAUUCACCGUGCACGCAGCCUAGGUGACUACGAGCUGGAUGUCUCCCCCUAUGAAGACGCAGUGACCAGCAAACCCUGGAAAAUCAAUCUCAAGGAACUGAACAUGCUCAAACCAGACUGGGACCUCUGCCUCAAGUUCGCUAUGCUGUGCACUCUCAAUGACAAGUGUGACCGGCUGCGCAAGGCCUACGGGGAGGCGUGCUCCGGGCCCCGCUGCCAGCGCCAAGUCUGCCUCGGGCAGCUGCUCACCUUCUUCGAGAAGGCGGCGGAGUCGCACGCGCAGGGAAUGCUGCUGUGCCCGUGCGCGCCCGCCGACCGCCGCUGCGGGGAGCGCCGGCGCAACACCAUCGCCCCGCGCUGCGCGCUGCCGCCCGCCGCCCCCAGCUGCCUGGAGCUGCAGCGCCUCUGCCUCUCCGAGCCGCUGUGCAGAUCACGCCUGGUGGAUUUCCAGACCCACUGCCAUCCCAGGGACAUCCUGGGGACUUGUGCAACCGAGCAGUCCAGAUGUCUACGCGCAUACCUGGGGCUGAUUGGAACUGUCAUGACCCCUAACUUUGUCAGCAGCGUCAACGCCAGUGUUGCUCUCAGCUGCACCUGCCACGGCAGCGGCAACCGGCAGGAGGAGUGCGAACAGCUGGAGGGCUUCUUCUCUCGCAACCCCUGCCUCGCGGAGGCCAUUGCAGCCAAGAUGCAUUUUCACAGCCAACUCUUCUCCCAGGACGGGGCAGACUCUACCUUUUCUGUGAUGGAACGCCAGAAUACAAACCCUGCUCUGAGGUCACUGGCCUGGGCGCCCUCCCUUGUCUCCUGCACACUUACCUUGAUUCUGCUCCUGAGCUUCUGGUAGCUGGCCGUCCCCGGCGGCCCUAUGCCCCUCCACCACACCCAGCCGGACUUGCAGCCUGCGAGGAAAGGACGGCAUCAGGAAGGAGGUGCAGUGCUCAGUGUGGUGACCCUGACCCCGCCCAGCAUGUCCAGUUGGCUCCAGAUGAGGUCACAGUAGAAGCCAGGGGUUAUUACCUGCAGAGCCUUACUGGCUGGGUUCUCGUUCCCCCCACCCCUACCUGCGCUUCUGAUUCAUGCUGUUUCUCCUUAGGACUUGGUGACCACAAUUUAGCCAUAUCUUCUGGUGGUGACCAGCUCUACCAAGCUCUCUCCUGAUCCCUUCCUCCUGCCUACCAGGAUCACCCAGAGUCUAGCAAAUCAGUCAUGCCCUUGCAUUUGCCAGGUAGGCAGGGCUGGGUGUUCCGAGGUAGCCUAGAAAGAUGUGCUCCACUGUGAGGAAGGCUGGAGCAAGGCCCCCGCCCUCUGGUCUCCUCUGAAUGGGGGGUGGGAACCUGCUGCCUGCACUGCUCUGCUCCCAGAUCCUGCAGAAUAUUUGGGCAUCGGGAGCUGGAACCUUUGGGCCUUGCUUUAUUCCUACUACUGUCGCAAAGUUCCCCUGGCCUCUUGGAUCAUGA
Messenger RNA from Lemur catta (Ring-tailed lemur), 1720 nucleotides. RefSeq names its product GDNF family receptor alpha 3 (gene GFRA3). Gene Ontology annotation, biological process: nervous system development. Gene Ontology annotation, cellular component: external side of plasma membrane; signaling receptor complex. Lineage: Eukaryota; Metazoa; Chordata; Mammalia; Primates; Lemuridae. The transcript is spliced from 7 exons. Gene Ontology annotation, molecular function: signaling receptor activity. The record is from RefSeq and is a predicted model, not a curated record. Bases 25 to 1107 code for a protein of 360 amino acids.